GGCAAAACAAACAUUCUCGACGGAAGCUCGAACUAACAAGCCAACAAGUCUCUUUUUCCGGCUACUGUCUCUCUGAAUGAUUUUCUAAAUGAAUCUGAAACUGAAACUGAGACAGAGACAGAAACGAAGACAGAGACCCGGGCUUCAGUCUCGAGUCCGAUAUUGGCGAGCGUGAACGUGUUUACCUGGGCUUGGAUUGCAAAAUACUCACUCAUUGGCACUAAAAACAAUCGUAUUGCGAUGGCAAUUACACGGCGGCUCCCCCGGCCGGAGCUUGUGUUUUUGUUUGUCUGGCUGUUUUUGGUUUUGGACCUAAACCUGGCAGCUCGACUUCCAAGCGAUCGGCUUGCCAUCUUCCCCUCGGACUCCGGCCCCAAUGGGACGAUGGCUAUCAUAGUGGAGUCACGGCAGCGGGAAAUCGAGAUGGAACUCCAGGAGGUGAUAAGGCAGAUGAAUAUCAGCCUGGUCUUGCCAGCGAAAAUGCGGAAGGGCUGGGCGCGAGCUACGGAAAGCGAAAACCGGUCGGAGCGACCAGGAAAUGCUAAUGAAGAAACCAGAAAUGCAAUCGAAUCCAUCAGGAAUGCUGGAAAUGAGAAAAAUAAUGACAAGAGCCAGGCUCCUUCUAGCGAAUCCAAAAUGAUAAGCUUCGCCAAGGAAGAGAAUAUGGGAGUGAAACCCCUGUGGGAUGAAAUGGAUGCCAACAAUCUAACCGACUCCAAGCCAAGUGUGGUCAUCGGGCCAAGAAUCACGCUGGGGACCCAAAGAGUGUGUCCGGAAGGGACUAUACGAAGCGAGGGACAUUGUCGCAAAAUCGCCUAAGCCACAAUAAAGUGAUAUUCUGUAAACAAAUAGUGACAUGCAAUUAGAAACGCAAAUAAAACUGAAACAGACAAAUGGGUGAUGCAAAAAAUAAAUACAUAAUCAGCAGCAACCUUGUCAAUAUUUCAAAUCAAACCAAUAAUUAUAUUAAAUUCUUAUCAGCUGUGAAAUAACAGCGCAUGUUAUAGUUACCUAUUUUUCUCCCAGUGUAGACUAGUACAGGUAUAUGCGAAAAGCUUUUCAACUGCUCUGAUGCUUUGUUUACGUUUUGCGUUUUUGGGAGAGUAAAAAAUUACCUCUCGCCUUAUUAAUUCACUCCGGGCUCCAGCUCCAGCCAGCUCUGUGGGUUCCCACAGUUUAUCUGUCUGGUUUUUCGGUGGAAGUCGGAGUGGGAGUGGGAAUGGUGAUGGGAAUCGGAAUCGGUGUGAGAAUGGAAAGAUCACCGGAUAGCCCACCAACGCUCAGUCUGAAAAGCUUCGUCGUAGCAACCAAACGCGCAUCUGCCAGAUAGAAAUGAUGCCGAAUGCUGUUAACCCACUGAUGCUCUGCAUCUUUUGUCUGGCUUUGGGGCUCCUGGCCAUCGAGGCGAGAUCUCGACCCGGUGGCGACGAUCGCAUCGUGUUUCCCAAGGACGAGGAUAGUCCUUCCGUUCACUUUCACUAUCCCAAAGCCAACAUGACCAAAACUACAAGCACAACCGAGGCACCUACAACCUCAACAGUCAGAAACACAGAGCCCACCGUUCUGCCAACUACUGAGGAGGAAGACAAUGGAAACAGCACGGCUAUACCCAUCAUAAUAAAUCGAAUAUUGAUCGACACUGACAAGAAAUGCAGAGAUGGCUACGAGCUGCAUGCCCAACGCUGUCGAAAGGCCGCUUAGUAUUGUGUAGAUUCUAAGAUCAAGAAAUGUCAAUAAAUUAAAAUAUACAUAGUUCUACUUA
Molecule: messenger RNA, 1762 nt
Organism: Drosophila ananassae
Lineage: Eukaryota; Metazoa; Arthropoda; Insecta; Diptera; Drosophilidae
Exons: 1
Coding region: 241-819 (192 amino acids)
Source: RefSeq, a predicted model, not a curated record